AUGUAUUUAUGGAGAGUGAGCAAUGGUGUCUAUGAUCCCAAAUCCUCAGGAAAGUGUGCCAUUUAUAUAUUGUCUGAACUGGGCUGGCUGGAGUUCCCACAAGGAAAACCUUUCCAGAGCGGAUAUAAGAAUCGUGUAUGGCCAGAAUGCAGGAUGGCAAGAAACGUGCGUUUGGCAUCAUCAGUCUCCAAUGAGGCGCCACAGCUGGUACCUUUUGAUUGGCCUCUGAUUCACCAUUGCUUGGAAUGGAGUGCUGGGAUAUGCAGCGUUGGGGAGGGAGGAGUGGGGGCAGUAUAG
Aspergillus niger is the source of this 297-nucleotide messenger RNA. RefSeq lists its product as hypothetical. The record is from RefSeq and is a predicted model, not a curated record. The transcript has 2 exons. NCBI's taxonomy places the organism in Eukaryota, Fungi, Ascomycota, Eurotiomycetes, Eurotiales, Aspergillaceae. Bases 1 to 297 code for a protein of 98 amino acids.